GCAGCUUGGCAGCUUGUACAGUUUGAUUGAGUUGUAUUUGGAUGAAUAUUUUAUAAUAGGUAUUUUGCGAAUUGAUUAGACAAUAAGUAGUAAACAGAAAAUUUCAAAAGAUUGAAAGUGUAUUACUGUACAAAUCCGAACUGCUUGCAUAUUUCCUUGGAGGCAGAGAUGGCGUCUUCAGAUGUCAUAGAAUUAGGCUCUUCGGACGAUGAGCCUGAACCGGCUCCAAAAAAGUCGAAGCGUCCACUGAAUGCUAUGGUGCAUAUACCUAAUAAGCUUCCAGGUGUAACUAUCAAGAAAUCUACCAUGAUACCUAUUGUUGACAAAAGCAAGACAGUCUCUGUGAAAAAUAUUUCAAAGCUGUCUUCAAAUCCAGUGGCAACUACAGUGAAUAAAAACCUAAUGAAAAAAAUCAUUAGCAAUGGUCAAGUUAACGCUAACAUAAUCAAGACGGGAACUUUCCCUAAGCCACCAAAUAGUGUUGUAAAUCCGCUAAGUUUUUUGAAAACAAUUAAUAAUUCUCAGAUAAAUAUAAAAAAAGUAAUGCCAACUUCAUCAUCAGCUGCAAUUCAAGGUAUUAAACCACAAAAUCAAAAAUGCUUUAAAAACUUACCACCCAGCAUUACUAUUACUAAAACAAACCCUAAUGCUGUUAUCAUAAAAAAGAGUAAAAACAUCCCAAUUUCCAUAUCACCUAUUAAACCGUCAAAUGCAAAUUCUGUUAUUAUAAAAAAGAGAAAAAACCCUAUUUCUGUGUUACCAGUGAAACAGUUACAGAAGAAAAUGAAAUUGAGUCAUUCAGCUACUCAGAGAGAGAUUUUAACGGUUGAGCUUGAUGAUGAUGAAGCUUCACAAUCGUCAAACAGCCCUCAGUGGUAUCUGAAACCCGAAGACCACAAGAGUUUAGAAGAGCAAAAUAAUACAGAACCUGAAACAACUAAGAUGGUAGAGAUUACAAUUGAAGAUAGUCCAAUUAAGCCACCACCUAAUAAACGCACAUGUGAAGUGGGUAAGGAAUUUGCAAUCACAAUUGAAGAUAGCCCUGUGAAACUGCCACAAGAAAAUAAUAUUAAUAAUGAUGCAACUGCUAGUGGCAGCGAUACUGAACAACCAGUUAACUCAAGUACUCCAAAUAGCAAGAAGAAGUUGCAAUAUCCAAAGGAAACUCAAAAUGAAAAAGAUGAUGAUCCUUUACUUAAUACUAAUGUUACACUGGUUGAACCACACACAAUAGAAAUUGAGGUUGAACCUUUUCAAUCAAAUACUGUUGAAGAUGCUACUAAAAUAGACAAUACCUCUACAACCAAACAAAACAAUGAUAUUGUAGAAAUAGAAGAGUCACCUGUAAAAAGAGUUGAAGAAUUAGGGAAAAAAACAACUCCUGUAAAAGUUGUUCCUAAAACUUCAACUAUACAUAAGCCUAUGAAGAGUUUAGAAGAAAGUAGAGAAAAGGAGCUUGGUGAAUUCAAUCCAAUUUAUCAAAGUUUCAUUGAUCUCUGUUUAAAACUUGAAGACUCUGAUGACAUGAAUAAAAUUGUUGAGAAAAAAAUAAAAACAUACUACAGACAGGUACCUAAAGAAUAUACAGACUCUGAGGAAUUCCUGGAGAUGGUGUCUAGUAAAAUCAUGGCUAUGAAAGCAGGGCCAGACAAAAUGUAUUUGUAUAUCAAAGAUAUUGUAGAUGAGUUAAAUUUACAAAGAAAAAUUGCAAAAUCUAAAGCAAUUGAAAAUGAGAAGAGAAAAGAGAUGGAAGCAGCUGCUUUCUAUGAGGAUUUGGAGGUUGACACAAAGCGCAAGAGACAAGUCCGAAAGUUGGAGAAAACUUUGAAGAAACUGAACAGAGCCAUUCACAAGCUUGAGGAGCAAGAGGUGGACUUUGAUGACGACGGGGACUCAGUCUACAUACUCACUGAAAGCAGCGAGGAAGAUUCACCUAAUGACAAGGAUAAAAGUAAACCUGUAGGAAGGGAACAAAUCCUAAAAAGGUACAAGGAGCGCCUGGUGCGGGUGCACGCGAAGCUGUGUCAGCUGUCCAACACGAAGAUGCCGUCGGAGCCGCGGCUGCACCUGGAGCCGCGGCCGGGGCGGCCGGCCGGGCCCGCGCGCCGCCUCGAGAAGUGGAUCAACCGCAAGGUGCCCGUCGGCACUCCGCUGCCGUUCCCUGACUUCCACGACGUGCUGCGUUGCGUCAGGGAAGCUAAUCAGGAGGACAAACUCGACUGGAAUGAGGCUGAUAUUAUGGAGGAAGCUCGAGAUUUGUUUACAAGAUGCGGUAAAAAACUGCAAAGACGCCGGCAGGAAAAUGAAUGGCGAAUAGCGGCUUCCAGAAUAAAUGCUGAAGUUGAUCCUGUUGAAGAAAGUGAAGAUUUGAAGAAGAAACUUGAAAAUAAUAGAAAUCUAGCAGCGCAAAAAGAGUCAGAGCUAAUUAACAAGUACGCGGAUAGACAAAAGCAACUUCAACUUGAAGCAGUCGAAAUUGGUGAUAAAGAAGCAGAAGAAUCACCAGUUGAGAGUGGAGAUGAUGCACAGGAUGAAGCAAAAGAAGAAACUACCCUCGAAACAACUGAAGACAGGAAAGAAAGAAUUCGAAGAUUACUCAAAGACAAAUCGAAGACUAGUACCGAUUUAAAUAAAACGGGCGCUGACAGUAAAGAUACAUCAAAAAGUAUUGAACAAAACGAAAAGAAAACUGACAGAAAUGAAGAUGAGAGUACUGAUAAUAAACUCGAUGAAAGCUUAGAUCAUAAAGUAACUGAUACAACACCUAAUGCAGAAAAAAGAGUUACUGUGGCGUUAGUGAGUGAGAGCAUGGAAGUAGAAAUAUGCGCGCAAGAAAAAGGUGAUGAAGGUAAAAAAUAUGAUAGCACUGAAAGUGUGCAUUUAUUAAGUGAUGACAGCAAAAAAGUUGAUUCUGAUAUGGAUGAACUACAUUUGCUGGAGAAAUUGCAUGAGGGCGCAGGUGUUGCCAGUUCUACGCUGGAGUCGUCUGAUUCCGACACUCCUAUCGCUAUAUCUGACACAUUGGAGUCUAGUGACGAAAUUGAAAAUAGGCAGAUUAAAAACUGUAGCGAUGUAGUCAGUAUAGAAAAUUCCAGUUACUCCGAAUCUGAAACAUCCAAAGACGUAGAGGGGGCUUUUGUAGAUGGAAAAAAUACAAACCUGGAUGAAAAUGAAGCAGGUCAGGUGGCUGACAGUAUCGAGGAUACCGACAGCCACGCUGCAAUGUUGCCCGAGUCUGAUGAUGAAAAUAAGACUAAUAAUGCUGAUCCAUUAAUGAUGGACAUUUGUGAUGAUGAUAAUAUAAGUAAUAUUGAUGCAGAAAUGCAGGAAAAUAUUGAUCAACCAAAGAAGAAAAAUAGGAAUAGUAAUGAAGAAUAUUCUGAGCCAGUUGAAGACAUUUUAUUGGCAUCAUCUGACGAGUCUAAUGAAGGAAAGUCGAACGAAGUUAUUUCUUCUGACAGCAAUGGUGACUCAAGAGGUGGGAAUAACUAUGUAAAUUUGAAAGAUGAUUCAAUUUCAAUAGGCGAUACUGUUGUUGAAGAAAACAAACAACGGUCGCAGUGUCAUAGCGAAACACCUAUAACUAUUGAUACAGAUUCUGCUAAUACAGCUGAUGAGAGCCAAGAUAAAUGUGAUGAUGCAGAGCAUUCAAAUAGUGUGGAUAUAGAUACAAAAGCAGAUAAAGACGUAGUAGAAUUAAACUCUGGGUCAAGUGGAGAUAAUGUGACUGAAGAAGAACAGGAUACUGUACCGAUUGCUGAUAAACCAGCUGACAUUAGUGUAGAUUCCGCUACAAAAAAAGAUACAAACGGUAACAAUAGUGUAGAAACUGAGGAACUGACAGCUGCCAGUAAAGACGUGGGUGAUCAAAGUCCGAAAAUAGAAGAUCUUGAACGUGAGUUACACUCUAUUUAUAAUCCAUCCGAAAGUACGGAGAAAACUCAUGAUCCGUAGAAGAUUGAUUUUAUUAUUUGUGUUUUAAAGCAUAUUUACAAUUUAGUUGCUGCAGUUAGCCCAAGUAGGGGUAUACAAAUGUAUGAUAAGCUAAAUCAUUGGUAGGAGGCCCUUACUACUUUUAAAUACGUAAAUAAGUUAAUACUUUCAUAUACUGCGUGUUAAUACACUGCGUGGGUGAACACAAUUAUUUUUUAUUUUAUACUGUAAAUAGUUAGUAUUAUGUUACAAAAAUUAUUACAAAUAAGUAUUUAGGUAAUGAGAUAUUAUUCCACUUCUGUACUGAUAGCCAUUAUAUUAUAUUAGGAUGUUUUGUAAAGCUUGUUGUAGGACUAACGAGACGCUGACUAACGCUGAGAUGCACGAGUUCAAACGUCCUCUGUGAAACUCGACAUAAACUGAUAUUGAUAAGCUGGGCCUGAGGCUGAGCCUCCUCGAUAACGCACCUUACAAAAGAGUUGAAAUAUGUAUCAAUCAAUAUAAUUUGUCUUCAUAAAUAUGUAAUAAAUUUUGUUUAUAAUGUAA
Messenger RNA from Plutella xylostella (diamondback moth), 4479 nucleotides. RefSeq lists its product as uncharacterized. Gene Ontology annotation, cellular component: nucleus; PML body. Gene Ontology annotation, biological process: regulation of DNA-templated transcription. The record is from RefSeq and is a predicted model, not a curated record. Gene Ontology annotation, molecular function: nuclear androgen receptor binding; histone binding; transcription corepressor activity. Lineage: Eukaryota; Metazoa; Arthropoda; Insecta; Lepidoptera; Plutellidae.